Molecule: messenger RNA, 3212 nt
Organism: Quercus robur (English oak)
Lineage: Eukaryota; Viridiplantae; Streptophyta; Magnoliopsida; Fagales; Fagaceae
Exons: 11
Coding region: 692-2992 (766 amino acids)
Molecular function (GO): protein binding
Source: RefSeq, a predicted model, not a curated record
UUUCCAACCCCGCUCUCUUUUCCCACUAUUUUUUCUCAUCACGCAUACCUAAGAACCUAACCCUCUUUUCUUAACCUUUCUUCGUUGGUUCCCUCGCAACUUCUUUCUUUACCCUUUAUUUUUUCCCACUAGUUUUUCUCUCUCAGAGUCUCGGUGAUUCUUUAUUAAUCUCUCCUUGGUUCUCUCUCAGUGACUUUUUAUUAAUCUCUCGUUCUCCGUUCUUUUUUGGUUUUCACACCAACUCUUUCUCAAUCUUCAAGAGUUACUCCUGUCACCAGUUCCUUUCUAGUAUCUAUACAAGGGCGUGUUUGGAUCUUGGGAGAGGAGGCCACGCCACCGCUGCCAGCAGGCCGAUCGUCUUCGCCGUGUCGCCGCCUCAUCCCUGGUACGGAGUAGUUGAGGAUAUGAAGUUAGGGUGAAGAACUACCCUCAGGAUUCGUCAACGAAGAACUAAAUGACUCUUUUGAAGGUUAAAAUAAAAAAUAAAAAACCUGUUUUAGACUUUCAGUGACCUUAAAAAUAUCUAUCCAAGUCUUCGUCUACGUGACUGUUAAUUUUAGGAACCACUUGAUCUAAGGCAAAAGGGUUCUAAUCAUUUCUUUCAAGUUCGUUUAUCUGUGACCGCUACUGCAUAGUGGAAUUUACGGAAGCAGCUUUUGUUUGGAAGACAGCCAGUCUCGCCCUAUCAAACAUGGAAACAAAGCCUGUUCUAGAAGUUCUUAAUGGCGAAGACAACUAUUUGAAAUGGAGUGUUCGGGUGAAGACAUAUUUGAUGGCUCAAGAUCUUUGGGACAUUGUAGAAGCAACGAACGAACCUCCUACACCAGCAAAUGAAGCUGCUUUUAAGGCUUGCAGCAAGAUGAACGCCAUGGCUUUAUAUGGGAUCCAAAAUUCAUGCGGGCCGGACACAUUUUUUGAUAUUAUGGAGAUUACUUCGGCCAGAAAUGCUUGGGAAACGUUGGCAGAAAAGUACAAACCUAAAGGUCCUGACCCAAGUAGCAGCAUGGCUUCAGUUCCUUUAGAAGAAGACAAUCUUGACUCAAGUACUGAGUCAGGUACGAGCCAGAUUUCAUCUGAUAUUGGGGAGAUUACUUUGGACCGUAUGGCUUCAGUUCCUUUAGAAGAAUACGAGCUUGACUCAAGCACUAAGCCAGGAGAAAGUAACAAAGAGGGAGACAUUGAUGAUGGCGUUGAGAUUUAUAUGGAUUUAUACAAAGCUCUGCAAAUUGGUAAUUGGAAUGCUGCCAAGGAGUUCCUUAAUCGCCAUCCGCAUGCAAUAAGUGCAAAAAUCACAGUUAGGGACCAGACCGCACUUCAUGUUGCUGUUGAAGCUGUACAUGUGUAUGUAGUGGAGGAGCUGGUAAAGCAAAUGUCUAAAGAAGAUUUGGAAAUAAAAGAUGAUGAAGGUUUCACAGCUCUAGCUUUGGCAGCUUAUAAAGGAAAAUACCGUAUGGCAGAAUGCAUGCUUGAAUUGAAUGAGAACUUGAUCAGUAUUGCAACUAACGUAGGAAGUAUUCCAGUUAAUCUGGCUCUUUCAAACGGGCAUUUAAAAUUAGCUCGUUAUCUCUAUUUCCUAACUCCGCUAGAAAUUCUAAAGCCGGAAAAUGGCGCCACGGGGUCUUUAGUUGUUUGUUGCGCAAUAUAUGUCAAUGCUCUGGAUAUUGCUUUGGAUUUAGUCAAGCGUUGUCCACAAUUGGUUGUUGCUCAAGACACAGCUGGUGUCUUCCCUUUUUAUGCACUUGCUUCUAUGCCUGAUUAUUUCCUAAGUGGAAAUCGGCUCGUAUUUUGGAAACGAUGGAUCUAUUCCGUUAUUCGUAUUCAAUCGGAUGGUCCCAUCAAUGAAAUUCGUUUGAAUAUUCAAAAACUUGAGGGAAACAGAAGCCGAAGCAAUGUUAAAGAAAUUAUUGGAUCAGGGAUAUAUUCAUUGAGCCAGCUAGUUUCAAAAGUUCGAACUCUCUUGGGUAUCGAGCAUCUAUAUGAAUUGAAGUUGGCCCAUUUCCUAGCCUGUGAACUCCUCAGUCGCAUGAAGGACCAGAUAUUGAUUUCAAAUACUCAACAAGGAACGGCUGGUGGGGUUCGUGAUGCCAUCCUCCGUGCAGUCAAGGAAGGGAUUUUUGAGUAUAGCUUUGAGAUGUUGAAGGCGGAUCCAGUACUUUUGUGGGCCCAUGAUUUCAAUAUUUUUUCAGUUGCAGUCCAAUAUCGUCAUCCCAAAAUCUUUAGCCUUAUCUAUGGGCUUGAUGUUAAAGGCUCUAUGUCAGGUUAUGCAAAUUCCUCCGACGGCAAUAACUUAUUACAUAUGGCAGGGAUGUCUGCACCUUCUACAUCACUUGAUCACAUCGCAGGUGCAGCUUUAAAGAUGCAAAGAGAACUACAAUGGUUUAAGGAGGUGGAGAGCAUUAGCAUUCCCUUUGCUCGUGGAACACCAAACAAAAUGGGUAUGACUCCCCGACAAUUGUUUACAAAGAACCAUGAAGACAUGAUGAGCAAGGGAGAGAAAUGGAUGAAGGACACAGCAUCUUCUUGUACCGUGGUGGGUGCUCUCAUUGUUACCAUUAUGUUUGCUGCAGUAUUUACCGUUCCAGGUGGUAACGAGCAAAGUAGUGGCUUCCCAAUUUUCUUAAAUAAAAAAUUAUUUAUGGUCUUUAUUGUAUCCGAUGCACUAUCACUAUUUUCUUCCUCAACUUCAGUCUUGAUGUUUCUUGGAAUCCUCACAUCUCGUUAUGCAGAAGAAGAUUUCCUUGAGUCCUUGCCUAGAAAGAUGAUAAUCGGACUUUCCACUCUUUUCCUCUCGAUUGUAGCCAUGAUGACAACUUUCUCAGCUGCACUUUUACUUAUGCUACAUGAACAAUCAUGGAUUUUCAAACCUAUCAUUUGCUUGGCUAGUAUUCCUAUCACUCUCUUCGCAUUAAUGCAGUUCCCCAUUCUUGUCACCAUGGCCAUUUCAACUUACGGACCUAGCAUCUUUGAUAGGAAAAUGAAGCAUUGGUGUUAACGUAUUCACUAAUUGUGCUAUGUGAUGUAUUCGUAUCCUGUAAAUAAUUGGCAUAUACAAGCCAAACGUGAAGAUUUUUUUCUUUCUUUAUUCUUUUUUUCUUGGAAGGUAAUUGCUGAAUGUUUAGCUCUAAUUGUAUACUUUGUGAUUUUUUGGUCUUGGGCAUAUUAUAAUUCCAUUAUAUAAACCAUACGUCUAUGGUGCUAUUCUUUAAUAUUUA